GGCCGCGGUUCGCGCAAAGACAGCGCCAAACCUGAUGGACCUCUUGUGGCCUUCUCUCCCAUAUCGAUGGCCACAAACCACAACAUCAUUGAGUACUGCCGGACGUCGAUGUCGGCGAUGAGCGGAUCCGUGGCCGGCAUUAUCGGUCUCACAUCACUCUAUGGCUUCGCCUUCUACUUCGUGAUGGCUGUCAUCCUAUGGGUUAUAAUUGUGGUCAAAGUGGGCAACAAUUGGACCAAAUAUUUCACUUCUCGCCGACAGAUACUGACCAACGGUCUGUUCGGCGGUCUCACCACUUAUGUCCUCUUCUGGACAUUCCUCUACGGUAUGGUUCAUGUCUAUUGA
Molecule: messenger RNA, 345 nt
Organism: Medioppia subpectinata
Lineage: Eukaryota; Metazoa; Arthropoda; Arachnida; Sarcoptiformes; Oppiidae
Source: the annotation of a GenBank genome assembly